AUGGGCGUCCCCAAGUUUUACCGGUGGAUCUCGGAGCGGUACCCCUGCCUCAGCGAGGUGGUCAAGGACCAUCAGAUUCCAGAAUUUGACAACUUGUACCUGGAUAUGAAUGGAAUCAUCCACCAGUGCUCCCACCCUAAUGAUGAUGAUGUUCACUUCCGAAUUUCCGAUGACAAGAUCUUCAGUGACAUCUUCCACUACCUAGAGGUGCUCUUUCGCAUCAUCAAGCCCAGAAAAGUAUUCUUUAUGGCAGUCGAUGGGGUGGCUCCAAGAGCGAAAAUGAACCAGCAACGUGGACGUCGUUUUAGGUCAGCAAAAGAGGCAGAAGACAAAAUCAAAAAGGCUAUAGAAAAGGGAGAGACCCUCCCCACAGAAGCCAGGUUUGAUUCCAACUGUAUUACACCAGGGACUGAAUUUAUGGCCAGGUUACAUGAACAUCUGAAGUAUUUUGUAAAUAUGAAGAUUUCUACAGACAAGUCAUGGCAAGGAGUUGCCAUCUACUUAUCAGGCCAUGAGACUCCAGGAGAAGGAGAGCACAAAAUCAUGGAAUUUAUCAGAUCUGAGAAAGCAAAGAAAGACCAUGAUCCAAACACCAGGCACUGCCUUUAUGGUUUAGAUGCUGACUUGAUAAUGCUUGGAUUAACCAGUCAUGAAUCACAUUUCUCUCUUUUAAGAGAAGAGGUUCGAUUUAGUGGGAAAAAAACACAAAGAGUUUGUGCACCAGAAGAAACCACAUUUCACCUCCUGCACUUGUCUUUAAUGAGAGAAUAUAUUGACUAUGAAUUUUCAGUAUUAAAAAGCAAGAUUUCUUUUAAGUAUGACAUUGAAAGGAUAAUUGAUGAUUGGAUUUUAAUGGGGUUUCUGGUCGGCAAUGAUUUUAUCCCUCAUCUACCUCAUUUGCACAUUAAUCAUGAUGCACUGCCUCUUCUUUAUAGAACGUAUAUGACCACCUUGCCAGAACUUGGAGGUUACAUUAAUGAAAAUGGGCAUCUUAAUUUACCACGUUUUGAGAAAUACCUUGUGAAACUGUCAGAUUUUGACCGUGAACACUUCAAUGAAGUCUUUGUUGACCUAAAAUGGUUCGAAAGCAAGGUCGGGAAUAAAUACCUCAAUGAAGCAGCAGGUAUUGCAGCAGAAGAAGCUAAGAACUACAAGCAAAAGAAAUUAAAGGGUCAGGAAAACUCCAUGUGUUUGGCUGCUUUAAACAAAACGGAGGGUGAAGCGACAACUUCUAAAAAUGUCUUGGAAGAUGAGCCAGAAGAUGAUGACCUGUUUGAAACAGAGUUUAGACAAUACAAGAGAACGUAUUAUAUGACAAAGAUGGGCGUAGAAGUAGUUUCAGAUGAAUUUCUGGCUGACCAGGCUGAGUGUUACAUCCAGGCAAUACAGUGGAUUUUGCACUAUUACUACCAUGGAGUCCAGUCCUGGAGUUGGUUUUAUCCUUAUCAUUAUGCACCUUAUCUGUCAGACAUUCAUAACAUUAAGGAAUUCAAAAUCCAGUUUGAAUUAGGAAAACCUUUCAUGCCCUUUGAACAACUUCUUGCUGUCCUCCCAGCAGCCAGCAAAGAUUUGCUCCCUGUGUGUUACCAGCACCUGAUGACAAGUGAAGACUCGCCAAUCAUAGAGUAUUAUCCGACUGAUUUUAAAACCGACCUGAAUGGGAAGCAACAGGAAUGGGAAGCGGUAGUAUUGAUCCCCUUCAUUGAUGAGAACCGAUUACUGCAAGCCAUGGAGCCUUGUAACAAGAACCUGAAAAAAGAAGAAGAGAAUAGAAAUAGGCACAGUGAGUGUCUGAUGUGCUCUUACGACAAAGAGUUAGAGUUCAAAUACCUCUCACCAUGGCCCGAAAAGUUCCCUGCCAUAGAAAGAUGUCACACAAGGUAUAAACUAAUAUCUCUAGAUGCUUGGCAUGUAGAUAUUAGCCACAACAACAUAACUAAAGUUGACCAGAAGGCAUUAUAUUUCUGCGGUUUUCCCACUCUGAAGCACAUCAAACAUAAGUUUUAUUUGAAGAAGGCUGGGGUUCAAGUAUUCCAGCAGAGCAGCCGGGGAGAAAACAUGCUGUUGGAAAUCCAUGUGAAUGAGCAACCAAGUGAACUUAAAAUAGAGAAUGUAGCCGCAUCAGUGCUUGGCAAGUCUGUUUUUGUUAACUGGCCCCACCUUGAAGAAGCCAGAGUCGUAGCUGUAUCAGAUGGAGAAACUAAGUUUUCCUUAGAAGAGCCCCAAGGAACACAGAAGCUUUAUUUGGGGAAAACUGCUCCCCCAACCAAAGUGGUUCAUAUCGGUGAUAAGGGUCAGUCUAUUUGGAUAAAGGACAUCCAGGGAAUUUCAGAACACUAUCAGAGGAGAAAAGGAAUAAUAAUAAAUGAAACUUCUGUAGUUGUGUAUGCUCAGUUGCUAACUGGUCGGAAAUAUCAAUUAAGUCAAAAUGGUGAAGUUCAUCUGGAGAAACAAUGGUCAAAGCAAGUUCUUCCCUUCGUUUAUCAAACUAUUGUUAAGGAUAUCAGUGCGUUUGAUUCUCGUUGCUCCAAAAUCAAAACCUUGGAUGACCUGUUUCCCCUUAGAAGCACUGUCUUCAUGUUGGGUUCUUCCUACUAUGGCUGCUCAGGAGAAGUUCAGGAUUCAGGCGAUGUGAUCUCAGAAGGAAGGAUUCGGGUGGUUUUCAACAUUCCGUGGGAGCCCCAUCUUGAUGCCUUAAUUCAGAACCAGCAUAAAUAUUCUAUAAAGUACAAUCCUGGAUACGUUUUGGCCAGUCGUCUUGGAGUGAGUGGAUACCUUGUUUCAAGGUUUACGGGAAGUAUUUUUAUUGGAAGAGGAUCUAGGAGAAACCCUCAUGGAGAUCACAAAGCAAAUGUGGGCUUGAACCUGAAAUUCAAUAAAAAGAAUGAAGAGGUCCCCGGCUACACAAAGAAGGUUGGAAACGAAUGGACAUAUUCCUCUGCAGUAGAACAGCUUCUUGCUGAGUAUUUUGAGAGGGUCCCAGAACUAUUUAGUUUUGUAUCGAAAAAUGGCCAAGAAGAUGUGUUUUAUGAAGAUGACAUUUGGCCUGGGGAAGAUGAGAACGGUGCUGAGAAAGUUCAAGAAAUUGUUACCUGGCUAAAGACUCAUCCUGUGAGCACUUUGUCUCGUUCAUCUUGUGAUUUGCAAAUUCUGGAUGCAGCUAUUGUUGAGAAAAUAGAAGAAGAAGUAGAGAAGUGCAAGCAAAGAAAAACUAAUAAGAAGGUUCGCGUCACAGUGAAGCCUCAUUUACUAUACAGGCCGUUGGAACAGCAGCACGGAGUCAUUCCUGAUAGAGAUGCAGAAUUCCGUCUUUUUGACCGUGUCGUAAAUGUGAGAGAGAACUUUUCCGUUCCCGUUGGCCUCCGAGGCACCAUCAUAGGGAUUAAAGGAGCUAGUAGAGAAGCAGAUGUGCUCUUUGAAGUAUUAUUUGAUGAAGAAUUCCAUGGAGGUUUAACAAUAAGGUGCUCCCCUGCCAGAGGUUAUCGCCUGCCCACCAGUGCCUUAAUUAACCUUUCUCAUGGAAAUCGCUCUGAAACGGUAAAUCAGAAACUGACAGCCAUAGUGAAACCCCAGCCAGCUGUGAAUCCCUACAGUGCAUACUCAUCAGAUUCAUCCACAUAUCCUCAGAAGGCACAUCUAGGAGGUCUCAACCAUUCUCCUCGCUCCCUCUUCGUUCCUACUCGAAUACCUGGAAAAGAUGAUGAUGAAUUUUGCAGCAUCUGGCAGUCAUUACAGGGCUCAGGAAAGCCUCAGCAUUUUCAGCAAAAUUCACAAGAGAAGGGUGCCAUUCUACCUCAAGAAGUAAAGCGAGGCUCCACUGCUCCAUUUCACAAACCAGGCUUCAAUGACAGCAGCAUUAAGGGUCAGCAGAAGAAGCAUGACUCAUUUAAAAAAUACAAAGAAGACUGUAAAGUUGCAAAAAAUGAAGGUCACUCACAUAAGAUAUUGAAUAAGCAGACUUUUGGAGGAGCUCCUAAAUAUAACGUUAAACUGUUAAAACGGAACGAGAGCCCAGGUACUUCUGAAAUUCAAAAGGCUGUGUCUGAUGAUCCAAAAAUGCAUGGAAAGGCCGACACUGGACUUGAAAACUACCUCGGGUCCUUGAAAGUCUCGACGGGCGGCGAAGUGCAGUCGCCCCGCAGGGAAGAGCAAGCCCAGAGUGAGGAACACCUGUCUCCCCAGUCCUUCGCUAUGAAAGGAACACAGAUGCUGAAAGAAAUCCUGAAAAUCGAUGGCUCUGACACCGGAGAGAGCAGGAAUGAAGCGAAGCCGGGAGCCGGUGAACUUCCUUCUUCGGGCAGAAGGCAUUCACAUGGACCUCCCCAGCCCAAGCAAACCAAGAAGUUAGCCGCUCACAUGCCCAAGCCUCAUGGUUCCGGAGGCCAUCACCACCCUCCAGCUGUGGAUGCGUUGGGCCGCCCCGUCGUCAGCCAGCAGCAGGCUGCCAUGUCUACCCCUGUGGUCGAACUCUCUCGCCUCUGUUCCCGCAUGGGAAUGCCACAGCCCGACUUCUCCUUCCUCAGAACGUCUCAGACGAUGACCAUCUGCCAGGUCAAACUGCCCAACGGCUUGCUCAUCAACGGGCCGCAGUGUCAUUCGGAAAAUGAAGCCAAGGAGAGAGCAGCGUGCUUUGCUCUCCAGCAGUUGAACCCUUUAGGAGUGAAUUUUGCCUUUCCUCCGCCGAUGUUUCCAACUUACCCACCUGCUGUACCGCAUGGAACCAUUCCUCCAGUCUUUCCCCAAACUCACGGCUGGGACCACUAUGGAAGCAACAUAGCCUUUGGGGCAGCUAACCUUCUGCCGCCCUCGCCGCACAUCUUCAGUUCGGUGCCGUGGGGAGCUCCGGGGCCAGUUCCUGGAAAAGCGUAUCACCGGGCAGCCUAUCCCGGGAGCGGGUCACUCGCAGGAGCCGGGCCCGUGGGCCCGCAUAAUCAGUUCAUCCCUCUGCAGGUGACAAAGCAAAGGGCGGCCAAUCGGAAGAACUGGGAGAGCAGGGAGGCCCCCAGCCCUUCUCAGCCCGCCCCGACCAAAGCCGAGCGGCCCGGCCCUCCUGACGCCGCCGGUAAAUCCACACCCCAGGACCGGCCUUCAACUUCGUCCUUAAAGUCGCCCCCAAAUCCUUCCCCGGCCGCUUCCUUUCCGGACAAGGUAGCCCCUCCCAGCUCGGGACGGGGCCGGGAUAAAGCGACCCCAACCUCUUCUUCCAGGAGAAAACCCAGGAAAUUAGCUGUCAACUUCGGAGUCCCCAAACCCUGCGAAUGAACACGGACCCCUGCCCGUUCCUUCCCCACCCCGAGCUUUCUAUCGACAACGUCGCCAGGGUUAACCCUGGGCCGAGACCUCGCUCAGGCUGUGGCUGAAUUAAACCGAUAAAUCCAAAAAACCGUGUGGUAAAAUAACUCUGAGGACCCGAACCUAAACGCAAGGAGACGGCCAGGUUCGUCUCGUCCCCGGAUGUCAGACCCGUGCAGGGGAUCUUUGGACUUAGUCGCCUCGGUUCUAGAUCCUCGUACGUCUCUGAGGCAGAUUAUGGGAGAGGAUUUAAACAGUCUCAAUUUAUUGUUACCGUUCUUCAAAUUUUAUCUCUUUUUAAAUAAUGUACCAAGUUAUGGGAGUAGAAAUAAUUGCUUUAAUUUAUUUGAAUUUUAGGGUACAUUAUAAAUAGAACAUGAUUAUCGUGCCGUUGCCCGUUUUGUAUACAGUUUGGUUUCUAGCCAGGUUUUUGACCAAAGCAACUUACCAGGUCUCAGACUAUCGAUCUCGCUUUUGGCCUAGAACUAUAUUAGGUGGUUAUUUUUCGGCAAGGAUUGAAAUAGGCUCUUGCCGAAGAACUGUCAUUAGUGAUCAUUAAUAAGAUGGUCAAAGGGAAAUAGCUACAGGGUACAGUGACUGCCCAUUCACCUUCCCAGGGAUUCUCGUGCGAAGGUCGAUCGCCUGGGCUGACUCUGGUUAUCUCCCUUGCGUUCCCAACUCCCGAAUUUACAAGGAAGCACCAAGCCCACUGUAUCACAGUCCUUGGUUCACCUCUGGCCCUGGAGAGUGAUUUUUUAAUUUUUAUCUGUUUUACAUUAUGGUUAUUUAGACAUUUUUUAUGCAUAUUAGAAAGGAGUAUCUGUCUGGGUGCCACCCCUUGAAAAAAAUCAAAUUACCUUUUUUGAAAAAAAAAAAACCAUACAAAAAAACCAGCAUGACCCAAGUAAAGUUUCCAUCAGGGUCACUUUCUUUCCUGGCUCCUCACCACAGGUAUGAUUGCAAGAGGGCACAGACCUAAGGCUGGCAUGAUUUGAGCCUCUUUCCCUUCUAGUUCUUCAUUGUUAACUUGGAGCUCUUCUGCUGUGUGACUACAAAGCUCAGGUUCCUGUUCAGUGGGCAUGGCGUCAAUCCCUAAGCAACCUUUUGGUGCCCACUGAGCAGGGAGGUGGGUCCGAUCGCGCGUGUGUUUGUGUGUGCACACUCCCGCUGUGGCCUUCACAAAUUCCCUCCCUCCCCAUUCUCUGACCCUGUGGGUCACUUAGCUUCCAGUUGUUGGGCCACUGAUUCUUUGACUAUAAAAAUCCAGACUUCCACUUUGGAAUCCAAGAAUUAGGUCUGUCAGAAGCAGCGGUAUCCAGCACCCCCUGUUUCCAAGUGGAUAAGUCUUCAUUCCAGAUAGACGGCAAUUGGCACUCGCAUCGAUCCAGGCUCCAGAGCACAGAAGACCAGACAGUUGCCAUUUAGGCUCGGGUGGAGGAUUUGGGGCUGUGAGGGUGCCCUUCCAAUACCCCAGCACUCACGAAGGAAAGGCUACUACAAGGAAUGUUAGUUUUAACUUAAAGCUUUUCAGUCUAACCAAAGGAUUUCCUGCUAAAGCCUUGGAAGUGUUAGGCUCUGUGUGGCCGGUGCCCUGGGCCUGCAUCCCUAACUUCUAUGCCAGUCCAAUCCCGCCCCGUCGAGCCUCCGCGAUGACUGGGAAUAGGAAGCCGCUAGGGCCUGCAGUCAGGAUGCAGCCCGGUUCAACCUGGGCGAGGGGAGCAGGCGAAAGAGGGGCCACAUCCCGGACAGACCCGCUCCAGGGGUUGGGGAUCCUUAAGCCCUUCAUCUUUGUCUGGUCCAAGGCAGACUGGGUCAAGCCUGGAAUGCUCUUCUGGUCUCCAAGGAGGGCAGCAGAAAAAUCGCUUUGCCGGGGGUCACUCUCUUCUCCAUAUCAGCUGCCCGGCGGAGGGGGAGAAGUGCUCAGCCCAAAGAGUUUCUUGGGCUCCUCCUCUAGGACUCGUUGAGGCCGUUCAACACUGCGGUUCCUCACCCGCCUCCAGAUGCAAACGGACCCAUCCCCUGGGCCGCCGUGAGCGUGGCUGCAAGUCGAAGCCUCCGAACUCGAGUCCACCUCCCGGAACCUGCCAGCUGUCCUGGCUCUCGGCAAGUCGGCCCUCUGCGGAUGGGCUGUUUUUGCCGGGCCAGGCUCUGCAAAGACUGGAGUCGUAAUCCUCCCGGAACAAAUUCCGCACUGCCUAUCCCAUCCCCCGGUGAAUCUUUGUUCCAAUGUAUGGACGAGAUUGUGACCAGUUGGGACUGGAAAUCCAAUUUUCCCUUGGGAAGAAAUGACUCUUUCAACCAUUUUAUGGUAGUUCUCUUGGGAGCAGGUGUUGGUUUCUUUGGCCCUAGUACCCUGGUACUUCCUAAUGGAGCUAGCCUGCUUCUCCCAAUUAAACAGAAUCCUUUCCAAGCAAAGGUAAUGUAUUUCUAGGCCCUUGGUCUGGAGCCACACUUCGAGCCAGUUCCAAAUGCCUUCCCGCAAAGCAGAGCUCCUUGCCUGCUUUGUCAUCUGCUUCUGCUUUGGGAAUAAAGCGUAGCCCUGUCCCAUCUCCUGGUCAGUGCUUGGAUGGCGGGUGCACAGCUUUCUCCCUGGGGUCCGCGUUUUCUUGAACUUAUCUUUUCCAAGGGCGACAUUCAUUUCGUAAAGAACCCAACUUUGGUUUGCUUGGGGUGGAGUCUGUUUUUCCCACGUUACCCAGUUACUUGCCAGCGAGCCUCUGGAAGAAGACUUUUGAGAAUCAGCUCCUUGAAGAAAAGAGAAGGUUUGAAAACUUGUUGAACUGAAAGAACAUGCUUCCGCUGCAUCUUUGGCUUUCAGGCCAAAUCGAAGGACCUCCAGCUGUUGAAGCUUGCCUGUGCAUUGGGUGAGAUAGAUUGGGGGGAACGCGGGUGAGGGGAGUUACCUGCUUGACGGAGAAGGUCCUAAAUUCCAGAGGUGGGUCCACGCUUUUCUGUGGGAUCACCUAAAACCCCAAUAUUUGGGGCCGGGUGGGAUGAGGCUAUGGAGUGUACUCUGGGAGUAGGUGGCCCCUUUUGCGUGCCCUCUGAGACGUUUGAGCUCUUGUCCCCUUCGCAGGGGGAGCAGGGCGUGGGAGAAAUUCAGCUUCCGGGUGACUCGUGGGAUCAAUACUAUCCCAGAGUAAUCCACGACUGGCCACCAUUUAGGGCCCGUGGGCUGUUGGGUUUGGAGGCCCAGAUCCAUCGGGUGUGGGGCUAAGAAGUUAAGUACGCUGAAAAUAUUCCAUUUCACUCAAUGAUGCCUUGCGCUAGGAGCGCAUACAUGUCAUUAAAGUGCAAUUCAUGGAGGAGACUCCAGCUCCUCAGAGACCACUGCUGUGGUUUGGCUUUGUUUUGAAAUCUCCAUUAAUAGGUAACUUUUUUAAAUCCGCGUGUUUGUUUUUUCCAGUGCUGUAUCCAUCGCCAGCAAUCAUGCCUGCAAUUCAGUGUCAUGGGCCGGGAUUCGGUCUAUCUGAGGCCAGCGUGUCCGUGCCCACCUUCCGUCUCCCCAAAAGAAAAAUCUCCUUCCUAGGGAGCCUCUGCCCCAGUUUUUACUUCGCAACUGCCUAGAGAGCUGUUGGCUCUUCCCUCCCAACUGCCCACUUUACCCUACCUGGAACCGGGAUUUGGUUUAUCUCCCUCAUCGGACCCGAAGGGGACAGGUUGCAUCACCCCUCCGGAGAGUCUCCUCUUGUUUUGAUUUUAGUUCAUCCCAGCACAACUGAGUGUUUGGUUUGUCAUAGAUAGAAAUAUUUUAUAAGUACUGGAAUUUUUCAUUAGAUCUUAUACAGACAGAGCAGUAUUUUAUUAAAAAUCCAAAAGGGAAGACUUUUAUGUGCUCAUUUUUGUAGUUCUGAUUUUUUUUUUAAAUGCGUUUUCAUCGUCCCCCCGCCGAGUAAAAUGUUUUAAAUCUGCAUCUGAUUGGAUUCCGAACGUAUUUUUGUGUUUCCUGUCGAAUUGUGCAUUUAUGAAUUUUUAGCAUGUAGUUUGCCUAAAGGACUGUGCAAAAAGUAUUUUGAAAUAUGACUCCUGAGACACUGAAAAAAAAAUAAAGCAACCAAAAGAUGAAAA
Molecule: messenger RNA, 9360 nt
Organism: Tachyglossus aculeatus (Australian echidna)
Lineage: Eukaryota; Metazoa; Chordata; Mammalia; Monotremata; Tachyglossidae
Gene: XRN1
Product: 5'-3' exoribonuclease 1
Exons: 43
Coding region: 1-5262 (1753 amino acids)
Biological process (GO): nuclear-transcribed mRNA catabolic process; rRNA catabolic process
Cellular component (GO): nucleus
Molecular function (GO): 5'-3' RNA exonuclease activity; RNA binding
Source: RefSeq, a predicted model, not a curated record